Messenger RNA from Bufo gargarizans (Asiatic toad), 2247 nucleotides. RefSeq lists its product as uncharacterized. The transcript has 2 exons. Bases 707 to 1534 code for a protein of 275 amino acids. NCBI's taxonomy places the organism in Eukaryota, Metazoa, Chordata, Amphibia, Anura, Bufonidae. The record is from RefSeq and is a predicted model, not a curated record.
AUAGGAGGCAGUGAGUGGAUCCCUGCUAAAUGUAGGGAGCGAACACUAGGCCGAGGCUGGUCGGGGGGCUCUUGCCUCUCCUCUUCAGCCUCCGUGGGGCCUAAAAGCCAGCACCCCUCUGGGAAGGGGUCCCCUAGCUUGUCCGGUACCUUUUUUUCCUGAGCAGGCCGCAGGUACCUGGACGCUGAGCGGCUUCUCCGACGGAGCUCUGCGCUCAGCAGCGGCUCCGCCCUCCUCUAUGACGCGAUCGGCGUCACUUCCUGUGCGACCCGGAAGUGACGCGUCCAAGAUGGCGGCGCGCAUACAUGCUGGAGGCCUCGAUUUGGGGCCUCGCAUGUGGGGUUGAUUUUUCUAUGGAAGAGUCCCCCAGAAGAGGAGGCGGUCCCGGCGGCGAUGAGGGGAGGGCCUGUAAGGUAGGAACCUUAUUUAAAUGCUAUGAUGUGUGCUUAUGUGGCGGUUGCAUCAUGGAGGCCCAAGGUGUGAGCAAGCUAGAUGCGGUUGCUGACCCCCUCGUCCAGGGUAAUGUAAGUAGUAUCCGGCUGGCAGGUGUAUAGUUCCCCCUAGGCUGGUUCUUAUAUCUCCUUCUCCCCCUAUUAAGGUGGAAAAGGAGGCGGGACAUAGACCGCAUGGAGACACUAAGAAAAAAGCUAAGAAGUGUGCGACAUGCACAAAAAAGCUGUCUGAAUCGUAUAGAAAGGCCCUCUGCAUGGAUUGCUUAGCAAGAAUCCUGAAGGAAGAACAACCAUCCUUUCUGGAAGAGCUGAGAACCAUCGUCAGGGAGGAAGUACAGGCGGCCGGAAUGAAUCAGCCCCCUUCUCUUCCAGUUCCCGCUUCCCCUCCGUCCAAGCGUACCAGGGUACACUUAGUAUCGGAUUCAGAGGAAGAAACCGGGUACCCUUCAGACGAUCUGGAGGAUCAGAUCCCCCCGUCGGUGUCAGAGGAGCCUAGGAAAUACCUGUUUUCCUCGGAUCAGCUGGACUCGCUCCUUACUGCAGUAAGGCAGACCAUGGCAGUGGAGGAGGAGGAGCCGAAACGUUCUAUACAGGACGAGAUGUUCGGCGGAUUAAGGGCCAGGAAAAGAAAGAUUUUCCCGGUGAAUUCUUACCUUCAAGAUCUGAUCAAAGAGGAAUGGGAAGAAGGUGACAAAAAACUCUAUAUUCCCAGAGAAUUCAAGAGCAGACUGGCCUUCAAUCCAGAGGAGACUAAACUUUGGGAUGAAAUUCCAAAAGUCGACAUCCAGGUGGCCAAGGUGGUGAAGAAGACAUCUAUUCCAUUCGAGGAUUCUUCACAAUUAAAAGAUCCCAUGGACCGGAAAAUGGAUGGACUCCUGAAGAAGGCCUGGGAAUCCUCAGCGGCCACUAUUAAUGCUAACAUUUCAGCAACCUCAGUGGCUCGAGCAAUGUGCUUAUGGCUGGAGCAACUGGAGGAGCAUCUCAAGAUAAAGACCUCCAGGGAGGAAAUUCUUGAGUCCUUACCCUUAUUAAAAUUUGCUGCAUCCUUCAUGGCGGACGCCUCAGAGCUCAGGCCCAAAUAAGCAAUGACAUCAGGCCAGUAGGGGGCAGGCUCCGCUUAUUUUGGGAAUCCUGGACUCGGAUUACCCAAAACCAGUGGAUCCUAAAGACCAUCCGAGAAGGGGUAAAAUUAGAUUUCCGUGGUCCUCCCCCGGAAAGAUUCCUGGUUACAAAAGUCCAUUCAGUGAGUCAGCAGAAUCAAUUAGGUCUGGACGUGCAGAAACUACUAAAAUUAAAUGCUAUCGUCCAGGUUCCGGAAAAUCAGAAAUUUCUAGGUCACUACUCAAGUCUCUUUCUAAUAAAGAAACCAGACGGAUCCUUCAGGACAAUUAUCAAUUUGAAGUCCCUGAACAAAUCAAUAACCUAUCAAAAAUUCAAGAUGGAAUCCAUAAAGUCGGCAAUUCCAUUGAUUUCAGAGGGAGACCUCCUAUGCACCUUGGACCUGAAGGAUGCGUAUUACCACAUCCCGAUUCACCCCCUACACCAGAAAUAUCUCAGGUUUGCAGUCAUUCAGGAGGGGACGGUUCUUCAUUAUCAAUUCCAGUGUCUCCCCUUUGGAAUCUCUUCAGCCCCUCGAAUCUUUACAAAAGUCAUCACGGAAAUUGUGGCACAUUUGAGAAAGCAGCAAAUAAGGAUUGUUCCAUAUUUGGACGAUUUUCUUCUUAUAGCCAACACGAAACAAGAUCUAGAGGACAGUAUUCAUCAGACCUUAGCCCUCUUCAAGGAUCUAGGUUGG